Molecule: messenger RNA, 1362 nt
Organism: Aspergillus brunneoviolaceus CBS 621.78
Lineage: Eukaryota; Fungi; Ascomycota; Eurotiomycetes; Eurotiales; Aspergillaceae
Product: pepsin-like aspartic protease
Exons: 1
Biological process (GO): proteolysis
Molecular function (GO): aspartic-type endopeptidase activity
Source: RefSeq, a predicted model, not a curated record
UCGACCUCCGUGCCCGCUAACUGGAACGGCUUCGGCUACCUCUUCAACAUAACAGUCGGCACUCCGCCGCAGAGCCUGACCGUGUUAAGCGACUGGGCCUGGGUGACGCUGUUCACGCGCAGCGCCCGCUGCGAGGGGCGCUACGACCCAGCCCACUGCGUCGCCGCGGGCCAGAGCUACUUCGACGAGCGCGCCUCGACAAGCUACAGCAACCAAACCACCCUCCCGCGCCUCCGGUGGGACACGAGCCUCUACUCGCCCGACUUCACCGUCAACUACGCCACCGACACAGUCUGCAUCAACCACCCGGACAACAACACCUCCCACAUCUGCACCACCCCCUCCACCACAAUCCAGGUCUCCGACUUCCCCUUCGCAGGCCACUACGUGCCCCCCGUCCCGUUCGGGGGCAUCUUCGGCCUCGCGCCGGUCAUCCCCGGCCUGAACGCGACCUACCACCCGACGCACUACCAAGCCUGGAAACAGGGCCGCGCGGGCGCGCAGAUCGGAUUCAACAGCUGCGCCAAGCUCUCGUCCAAGAGAUUCUGCCACGGCGGCGACGCCAAGUUCGUCUUCGGGGGCACGGAUCCUGCCCUUUAUGAUACCGACCAGGUGAUCUGGUACCCGAUCGUCACGCCGCCGUGGCUCGGCGACGAGAUGUUCCUGCCCAUCAAGCCCUCGAUCUGGAACUUCUGGGCCACCCGCUGGACCGGGGGGUGGAUCGUCGAGACCGAGCCCCGCCCCGAUGGCGAGAAGAGGUGGUCGUCGUCGUCGUCGUCGUCGUCGCCGACCAACUACGCCGUUCCGUUCCCUGCGACGGCCCUGAACAAAGACUUCCUGCCCGCGGACCACCGCGACCGGACCUUCCGGCGCGGGUCCCCGCGGUAUACCUCUACGGCCACGGCCGGGGGGGAACCGGAACUGAUCACCCCGCUCGCGGUGCUGGACGACGGCUCCGAGGGGCUGGGCGUCCCCGUGACGGCGCGCCAGUACGCGGAGCUGGUGCGGCUGACCGGCGGCCGGAAGGCGGAUGCGUCGACGCGCGCGGCGAUUGCGGCGCAGUGGACGUCGAGCACGACGGGCAUGGCCACGCAGGAUUGGUAUGUUAUUGACUGCGCGACGGACGGGCGUCCGGAGCUGGUGUAUGAGUUCGAUCGCCGCGGGAAUUACUCGGUCGGGGCCCAGGAGUACGUGCAGAAGAUCUAUGAGACUGGGGAGUGUUAUCUCAAUGCCCACGUGUGGGAGCAUAGUCGUACGGAGACCGGGGAUGCGACGGUGAUCUCGGUGGGGGAUGGGAUUCUGAAGGGGUUGUAUGUCGUGUUGGACUUUGAGAGGAAUGUGUUUGGGUUGGCGCCGUUGAAG